AUGUACAUUCUGUAUCACUGGACGUUUCAUGGGCCACGCCUCAAUCCCAACUUGCAUUGCGCCUCCUUCCACAUGACAAACUCCCUUUGUGUGAUGAUUCGCCGAAAGCUGGGCAUUAUUUCGCAUCAUCUGCAAAUGACCAUCGAGAAAAGCUCCAUCGCCGACCUCGUCGCUAGAUAUGGCUCGUCCAGUGCAACUGCCUGGCUCGAGUUCGACCGGUACAAACUCUGGCAGCCCUCCAAAGCUGCGUCUCAAUCCUCCUUCACGCCCGUACAAGGAUACAUGGAGAAAGGCCCAUACAUUUUCGCGUGGGGAAACCCGCUCGUCUCUGAUCCUGCCGCGCUCCCCAGCGUCGCCCGCCAGUUCAUUGACUUCUGCGAAUCCAGAGGCAAACGUCCAGUAUGGUCGUGCGUGGACCGCGAGCUUGAGAAAAUCCUGGGUGGAGACGAGUUCGGCUGGAGCACCGUCUCAUGCAUCUAUGAAGACGUCAUUGACCCCGCACACGUCUUGGAACUGACCUCACCUGAGGCGAAGGGUCAGGAAGGACAGAAAGUUGUCAAGGAUUUGAAGAAAAAUCUGCACUGGGCGGACAAGUACGCCGUGAAGGUCUCGGAGGUCAAAGGAAGUCAAUGGACAGAUGACGAUAAGAUCGCAAUCGAGCAGGGCAUCAGAGAAUGGAAGUCCACCAAAGGCGGCGUGCAGAUCGCCUCGACAACACUGCAGCCUUGGCUAGACUCCGAGCAUAGAAGAUACUGGUCUGUCGGUGUCCUCGUCCUUACGCCCAUUCAAGCAUCAUCCUGGCAGAUAAAAAAUGCCGUCUCCUUCCCCUCCGCGCCAAAGGGUACCUCAGAAGCUCUCAUCUACACUGCGUUGAAAGAUCUCCACGACGAACAAGAGCGAGCAGUAGUAGCAGGUCAGAAGAUUCCUAACCCUGCAAACGGCAAUUACCACGGAGAGAAGGUGGAGCCUUGCCUCAAUCAACGACCAUCCCCCGAGUCGACGGGCUCUACCACGACGAGCACAAAAAGCAGCGUCAGCAUCAGCAGUGCGAAUUCCAUACCCAUGAGAAACGGUGCGGAAACCCCAGAUCCCGCGAGUGCCAGUGCGAUGGCGAACGGGAUUUCUAAUGGGCGACCGGAGGAGACCACAAGAAAUAGCGUCCCGCGGCAAACACAUCAUCGCGAUGCGGAUCAGGUCACGGUAACAUUCGGGAUAAGCGCGGCCCCAGGUCUUGAGCCUAUCCACAACCUAGGAGGAUGGAAAGUUAGCGCACUAAGCAAAACGUACGGCAAGGUCGCCAAAGGGGCGAAGCUGAUCCAAAGAGGAGAAUUCAGAAGCAAAUUUGACACCGCUCCCGAUCCUAUGUACGUCUGCUACCCUCCAAACGGAUUCGGGUUGGAAGGCGUCAAUGCCUUAUUGAAGGUUUUGAAGAAGUAG
Molecule: messenger RNA, 1437 nt
Organism: Cyclocybe aegerita
Lineage: Eukaryota; Fungi; Basidiomycota; Agaricomycetes; Agaricales; Hemipholiotaceae
Source: the annotation of a GenBank genome assembly